This is a messenger RNA of Cylicocyclus nassatus, 654 nucleotides long. The record is from the annotation of a GenBank genome assembly. NCBI's taxonomy places the organism in Eukaryota, Metazoa, Nematoda, Chromadorea, Rhabditida, Strongylidae.
AUGGUGCAUGCAUAUAAAAGGAGCAACGUAUUAAAACGCUACAUCAAAAUGUUUUGGUUGCUCCACAUUGCAGCUGUAAUUGCUUUCACAUAUGCGUCGGAGGAUGAUGCUGCUUACUGCCCUAAUGGUGGCUUAUCGGAAAGGGAUGUUAACGAGACACUCUUGGUCAUCAACAAUGGACGCGCGAUAUUGGCCAGUGGAAUGCAACUGAAUAAAUUUAGCGACGAUAGUUUGAAAUUGAAAAACUCCCCUCCAGCCAAACAUAUGUUUAAGAUGACGUAUGAUUGCGCACUCGAACAAAUUGCUAGCGAGGUUGUGGCCAAUCUGGACUGCGUAGAUGAUCUUUCAGGACAGGAACCUGCUAAUGGAUACUUUUUUUAUAAGUGCGGCAGACACUACCAGAAUUACGAUUUUUCGUAUCGGAUUUGGUCCUUUUUGGACCUUAUUGACACGGAAGGCUUUUCAUCCUCUAUCACCAAUCAGUCCGUGACAUAUACGAACAAUUCUGAGUUCAAUUCAAAAAUCUAUGCUAAUCUGAUGCGUGCUGAUGCUUCCAAAAUAGGUUGCGCAUAUGCCGAUUGUCCAAAGAGUUCAGAUUAUUAUGAUUCCGACUACAAUAACACCAUGUACCUUUGCAUCACCAAUCAGAAGUAA